Messenger RNA from Arachis stenosperma, 2294 nucleotides. Its product is annotated as protein CYPRO4. Gene Ontology annotation, molecular function: protein binding. The record is from RefSeq and is a predicted model, not a curated record. NCBI's taxonomy places the organism in Eukaryota, Viridiplantae, Streptophyta, Magnoliopsida, Fabales, Fabaceae. The transcript has 2 exons. Gene Ontology annotation, cellular component: cytoplasm; nucleus. Bases 156 to 2063 code for a protein of 635 amino acids.
UCAAAGAAGAAGGGACAAGAAGUCAAGAACCCUAGCCAGUAGCCACUACCCACUAGCCAGCCAGCACAUUAUAUCGGAAACACAAACCGCUCCGUUUUCGAAUUUCGAAUUUGGCGCCUACUCAUCUCUUCUCCGAAUCGACCAAACAACCAGCAAUGGGUGCCAAUCACAGCCGCGAUGAGCUUCUAGAUUCUUCCGACGAGGAAGAAGAAGAAGUAAACUACGAAGAUGCCACUGAAGGAGGAGCUGGAGACUCGAGUUCAGAGCGCAGAAUCAAAAGUCCAUCAUCGCUCGAUGAGGUUGAGGCAAAGCUCAAAGCCCUCAAGCUCAAGUACUCAUCAGCCACCCCCAACGCCGUCAAGCUCUACCUCCACGUCGGCGGUAACACCCCACAAGCCAAAUGGGUAACUGCCGACAAACUCACAUCUUACUCUUUCGUUAGGGCCCGGCGACACGGAGAAGAACAAGACGAAGAGGAAGAAGACGACGAGGAUGACGAUGAGCAGGAAGGCGGAGAGUCAUGGUGGUUCUUGAAGGUUGGUUCGAAGAUCCGAUCCAAGGUGGGUUUGGAGAUGCAGUUGAAAGCCUUCGCCAGCCAGCGGCGCGUGGACUUCGUUUCACGCGCCGUUUGGGCCAUGAAGUUCUUCACGGAGCAAGACUACAAUACAUUCAUCACGCGCUUCCAGGAUUGCAUGUUUGAAAACACGCACGGCGUUGAGGCUACAGAGCAGAACAAGCUCAAAGUGUACGGCAAGGAUUUCAUCGGUUGGGCGAAUCCCGAUGCCGCCGACGAUUCCAUGUGGGAAGACGCAGAGGACGCGUUCGCCAAGAGCCCCGCCUCCGCCACUCCGGUUAGGGCUACUCAGGAUUUGAGGGAAGAGUUCGAAGAAGCCGCGAAUGGCGGGAUUCAGAGCUUGGCGUUGGGGGCAUUGGACAAUAGCUUCUUGGUUGGCGAUACCGGAAUCCAGGUGGUAAAGAAUUUCGCUCAUGGAAUCCAUGGGAAGGGUGCUUUUGUGCAUUUCGGACAAGGAUACCAAAGGGAUAGGGUUUGUGCUUCUUCUUUGGAGUAUUGCACUCCGAAGAAGACGCUCCUGAUGAAGGCGGAGACAAACAUGCUUCUCAUGAGUCCAGUGGGCGGUGGAAAGCUUCACUCCACCGGGCUUCAUCAGCUUGAUAUCGAGACUGGGAAGGUUGUGACUGAGUGGAAGUUUGGUAAAGAUGGCACUGAUAUCACAAUGAGGGACAUCACUAAUGAUAGUAAAGGUGCUCAAUUGGAUCCUACAGGUUCAACUUUUCUAGGUUUGGAUGAUAACAGGCUUUGUAGGUGGGACAUGCGCGAUCGCAAUGGGAUUGUUCAGAACAUUGCUGAUGCUAGCACCCCAGUGUUGAAUUGGGCGCAGGGCCACCAGUUUUCAAGAGGGACUAAUUUCCAGUGCUUUGCUACCACUGGUGAUGGUUCCAUUGUUGUUGGGUCUCUGGAUGGGAAGAUUCGCCUCUAUUCGAUCAACUCUAUGAGGCAGGCCAAGACGGCUUUUCCUGGCCUCGGUUCGCCUAUUACUCAUGUUGAUGUUACCUACGAUGGCAAGUGGAUUGUGGGCACAACGGAUACAUAUUUGAUUGUCAUUUGUGCUGUGUUUACUGAUAAGGAUGGAAAGACAAAAACUGGUUUUUCUGGUCGCAUGGGGAAUAAGAUUGCUGCUCCUAGGUUGUUGAAGCUGAAUCCUCUGGAUUCUCAUUCAGCUGGAACCAAUAACAAGUUCCGCAAUGCUCAGUUUUCGUGGGUGACUGAAAAUGGGAAGCAGGAGCGCCAUAUAGUAGCCACAGUGGGGAAAUUCAGUGUGAUAUGGAAUUUCCAACAAGUCAAGGAUGGUUCUCAUGUGUGCUACGAGAAUCAACAGGGUCUAAAGAGUUGUUACUGCUACAAGAUAGUCCUCAGGGAUGAUUCCAUUGUUGAUAGCCGAUUUAUGCAUGACAAGUUUGCAGUUACUGAUUCUCCUGAGGCUCCAUUGGUGAUUGCUACCCCAAUGAAAGUUAGCUCUUUCAGCAUAUCCAGCAAGCGAUGAUACUCUAGAUAUAGAUGCAGCCACUAGUCUAAGUCAACUUUAUAUGCUCUAUUAGUCAUGCUUAGAAUGUUAACUCUAAUACUUUUAAUACUUUUCAAUUGUACUUAGAAUGUUUAAGAUGUUGAAGUGGAAAUCACGCAUUGUUGUCAAAUUGUACCACUACUCAGUAUUACUUUUAAGGUAAUAUUGGCUGCUAGCAGAAUUCUAUCUUUUUCAGUGAUUUGAGGGGCU